Molecule: messenger RNA, 2014 nt
Organism: Diospyros lotus (date-plum)
Lineage: Eukaryota; Viridiplantae; Streptophyta; Magnoliopsida; Ericales; Ebenaceae
Exons: 10
Coding region: 482-1798 (438 amino acids)
Molecular function (GO): 3'-5'-RNA exonuclease activity; calcium ion binding
Source: RefSeq, a predicted model, not a curated record
AGAUUCUGGAUCUUAUUCAUUCAUCCAAACCCUCUUUGAUUGAUGUAAUUGCCGAUUUGAAACUACAUGAAAAAGUGUUUCGGUUACUAACCGUUGUUUCCAGAACAUAAAAAAUGAAGCCGCCAUCUGUGUCUUCACGCUACCACCCAUUUGGGUUUGUGGUUUCUUUGCGAGACAUGUGAAGUGAAGAUUGUUCACUUUUCUCUCUCCUCACCCAUUGCACGCCUCCCUUCAAUUGAUUUUCGCCCAACAGGUUUUUCCUUGUUACCGAGGAUUUUCUUUCUCAUGCUUGAAACUUGCCUCUUGCUUCUUGCGUAGGAUUAGACGACUUUUCCCUCUUGUUGAUUGUUCUCGCGUCGUCGGUGGCUAUAUAUGCCGGAUUUGAUGGGUUAUGUUAAGUGUUUGAUGAAAGUUCCGUGAGAACUUUCCAUUUAACACGCGUGAUUUUUGGGUUUUCUGUAGCGCACGCAUCUGUGAGUACAUGGGUUUCUCAAAUCAAGAUUCUUGUGAUCUAGAAGAGCAGUCUCCUGGUUCUAAUUCCCUUGGCCGCCUCUCAUGUACUACUUUCAAUAUUCUUGCUCCAAUCUAUAAACGUUUGCACGACCAGAUUUGUGAGAGCGAGUUCCGUGAACUCUGGCUUAGGCGGAAUGAGAGCAUACUGGAUGGGCUGCUCAAUUUAGGUUCCUCAAUAAUAUGUUUACAGGAAUUCUGGGUGAACAAUCAAGAACUUGCCAGUAUGUAUGAGAAAAGACUUGGAGAUGCAGGUUAUGCGACUUACAAACUUGCUCGUACAAAUAACAGGGGAGAUGGCCUGCUAAUAGCAGUGAGCUGCAAUCACUUCCGAGUAAUGAACUACCAAGAAUUUCUCUUUAAUGACAUAGGUGAUCGUGUAGCUCAAAUUCUACAUGUUGAAUUACUUCAUCAUGCUUCUCAAAACCAAGCUACUGAGAAGAAGGAAGUUCUUAUAGUGAACACACACUUAAUUUUUCCUCAUGAUUCCAGCUACUGUUUUGUCCGGCUGAAACAGGUGUACAAGAUUUUACAUUACAUAGAUUCUUACUGCCAUGACUAUAAACUCCCAUCUGUUCCUGUCAUUUUAUGUGGGGAUUGGAACGGCAGUAAGAAGGGGAACGUCUAUAAGUUUUUGCAAUCACAAGGUUUUAUCUCUUCAUAUGACAUUUUUCAUCCCUACAACAAUGAUGGUGAAGAUUUUUCUAAGUGGAUUAGUCAUCGUAACCACAGAGGCAAUGUAUGUGGAGUAGAUUUUAUUUGGUUUCGCAAUCCUAGAAAACACCUCAGGCCACUUAAAGAAAGCUUCAUGGAAGCAGUUCUUGGUAACAUCAAUAACUUGUUACACAACUUGUCAACAAAAGGCAUUGGCCCUCUGGACUUCCUUGAAACAGAUGGUUGUUGCAUCACCUAUUCUCAGCUUUCCCGAGCUCUUGGAACAUUAAACCUGAGUGGCCAGUGUCAAGAUGCCCUAUCUACUGAAGACAUGAAAAAGUUAUGGGAGCACAUGGACACAAAUGGAGAUGGUGUUAUUGAUCUAUCAGACCUCACUGGGGUGUGGAAUCCUUGCGGUCCAGUCCAUCUGGAAGAAGACAAUGAAGAAAAUGGAGUGGGAACAGAAGAAUUGCUUAGCACCCACUCUACAGAAACUACAAUUGGCUUCACUGUCAACAAGGCAAUGUUCCUUCCCCAGGAGGUUGAAAAUGGGAUGUGGCCUGAAAAUUACUCUCUUUCGGACCACGCCCAGUUGACUGUGGAGUUCUCGGUGGUGCAAUUGGGCGAUUCUUGAGUUUUGUUGAUUGUUUGCAUUCCUGAUCAAUGAAUAACUAGAUUAGCAUAUAUAGCAGUUUUUCUUGAUCUUUCAAGCUCAUUCAUUGCCUUUUCUAAUGUGAAGAUAUGCUCUUUAGGAAAUGUGCCGUAUAGUGCAAGCUUGUAAAUAUGUAUUGGCUUAUACACAUACAUGGUUUUGCCAUAUAGAUGAGAAAUUAAUAUAUAUGGUUUGCCA